AACUGAAACAUCUGAUGUCUUGUUAUGCAUCUUUCCUGCUUUUUCAGUUGAAAAACAUUUAACGCUGUGUUUUACCAUCCUUUAAAAAGAAAAAGUGAAGAACUUUUCGACGUUUCCCAUCAGCACUAACAAGCGAGGUUAUGGUGCCAGCCUAAAGCUCUGGGUCAAAUGCUUGAUCUCUGCCUCAGCCACAUGUGAGAGACAAAUGGAGACAGCGAGUUUACAGAGCAUAGAAGAUAGGCUUGACUAAUAUUAGCUUACAUUAACCAAAAAAGACAGAGAGAGACAGACAAUGGGUGGUGCUUUCAAAUAAGGGGAAACAAAUCAUUCUAAUCUCUGAUCAGCCCAUCCUUUGGGUGCAGUGGUAUCAAGGCUUUCCCCGGAUUCAGACUCUGCUAGAUCUAAUGAGCAGGAUGCCUGAGCAUGUGCAAGAGAGAAAGCCAAAGAUCUCAGCGUCAAGGAAGCUGAUGUUGAAGAGCUUGAUGGUUGCAAAAGCCAAAGAGGAGUUGGAACAGGAGAUGAUUGUUAAAGAAGAGGAGAAACAGAAGUACCUCGCAGAGAGAGCUCCUCCUCUGAACAUGAAUGGCUUGAGCCUUGCUCAGCUGCAGGCUCUCUGUAGAGAACUUCAUGCAAAGAUAGAUGUAGUUGAUGAGGAGAGAUAUGACAUUGAAGCGAAAGUCAUGCUCAAUACACGCGAGAUUAAGGACUUAAAUAUCAAGGUUCUGGACCUGAGGGGUAAAUUCAAGAGGCCAAAUCUCCGACGCGUUCGUGUAUCUGCUGACGCCAUCCUUCGAUCGUUGCUGGGCUCCAAACACAAAGUCUCCAUGGACCUUCGGGCCAACCUCAAAUCUGUAAAGAAAGAGGACACAGAGAAGAAGAGGCCUGUGGAAGACAGCGAUUGGAGGAAGAAUGUGGAGGCCAUGUCAGGGAUGGAGGGAAGGAAGAAGAUGUUUGAUGCGGCUAAAGGUUCAGCUCAGUGAAGCUAGAAGAUGAAAACGCUGCAACACCAGCAAAUUUCUGUUUGCAGCUCCUGGAAGGAUAUGAAAGGUGUACUUCACCCCUUUGAGAAAAAUACAGCCUGCCUGUAGCUUUACCUUAGUUUUUCUGAGUAUAAACAAUAAUUAUUCAAUGAGGAAAUGCCAAAAACUGAUAAAGACACGUUUAACAUGUAACCAUCAAAAUGUGUAUUGAAUAUAUACCAGUAAUUACAAUUUUGAGUGUUUCUUUUUAACUGUAUCUAAAAAAUGUUAUUUCAGUUCAAUAAACAGAAAUAAACUUAAA
Messenger RNA from Oryzias latipes (Japanese medaka), 1281 nucleotides. NCBI's taxonomy places the organism in Eukaryota, Metazoa, Chordata, Actinopteri, Beloniformes, Adrianichthyidae. The record is from RefSeq and is a predicted model, not a curated record.